Molecule: messenger RNA, 366 nt
Organism: Symbiodinium necroappetens
Lineage: Eukaryota; Dinophyceae; Suessiales; Symbiodiniaceae
Source: the annotation of a GenBank genome assembly
AUGGACUCGUGGAGCCCUUGCCUGCAAUGCUGGUGGGGAUGUCAACGACUUGCAGGUAUCCGCAUGGUGCCGCAGCCGCGCGUGCGAGUGGCUGCUAUACAAUGCUCCAGUCGGAUGGGCUCCGCUUCGGCUGUGGAGGACAAUGCCGAGAAGAUGGAGAGACUGGCGCGUAAAGCUGCUGAAGGCGGUGCAAAGAUCAUCGUUUUUCCGGAAGCUGCGCUCACGGGGUAUACAUCCCAGGCUUUCCUGCACAAUUGGCACAUUCCACAGCGGCGGCUACAACCUCGCUUUACUGGCAUCGAUCCCACAGGUGUUGUGCCGAAGGUGGACUCCCCGCGAGGAGCUCAGGACACUCCCGGAGACUGA